This is a messenger RNA of Microplitis demolitor, 2474 nucleotides long. Its product is annotated as glutathione hydrolase 1 proenzyme. Bases 201 to 2006 code for a protein of 601 amino acids. The record is from RefSeq and is a predicted model, not a curated record. The transcript has 7 exons. Gene Ontology annotation, cellular component: plasma membrane. Gene Ontology annotation, molecular function: glutathione gamma-glutamate hydrolase. Gene Ontology annotation, biological process: glutathione catabolic process. Lineage: Eukaryota; Metazoa; Arthropoda; Insecta; Hymenoptera; Braconidae.
CAAGUAUAAAUUUAUUUCCAUAAUUAUAUCAGGGAACAGAUAUUAAUAAUUAAUUUAUUCAUUAAUAACAAUGAAUUUAUAAAAUACAAGAACCAGAGAAAAUAGAAAUAAUUAAUGUAAAUUAUAAAUAUUAGUGAACAGUUUGUAGGAUUUAUAACAAAAUAUUUAUUUAAAAAAUAUUUUGUGUAAUUUUCGAGGUAAUGACUACUAAAGACAAGAAUAUUACAGGUGACAAAAUACCAUUUAAAUUCAUAGCUAUUAUGGUUGCAGUAACUGCAAUAAUAUUUACAUUAAUUUUAUCAAGCACUCAAACUAUAAAAGAUAAUGAUAAAAACUUUAAUUUGAAAAUACCUACGCCCUUAACUGCAGGUAAAUUGAGAGAAUUUAAAAGCGGUGCGGUAUGCGUUGAUGAUGCUUACUGUGCAGAGAUAGGAAGAAAAACAUUAGCUCGAAAUGGUUCGGCCGUAGAUGCUGUAAUUGCCGCUUCACUUUGCAAUGGCCUUGGAUUCAUGCAGAGCAUGGGAAUUGGUGGUGGAUUUGUUAUGACAAUUUAUGAAAGAACUACGAAAAGAGCUUAUUAUUUAAAUGCUCGAGAUCGAGCACCUCUGGCAGCUCAUGGAGAUAUGUUUUGGAACAAAAGUGGAACGGCUUCAUUCAAGGGACCACUUGCUGUGACAGUACCUGGGGAAAUCGCUGGUUACUGGGCAGCACACCAACGAUUUGGUAAAUUACCAUGGGCUGAUUUAUUCACAGAUACUAUUGAAUUGUGUGAAAGAGGAUGGAUACUAUCGCAAAUACAACUAAAUGAUUUAUUGCAAUAUGAAGCGAGCAUUAAAAAUGACCCGACAUUGAGAUCCUUGUUUGUAAAUGAAACGACAAAGAAGUUUAAAACACCAGGGAGUCUUAUUAAACAUGACAAACUUUGUGACACUUUUAAGGUGAUUGCAGAAAAAGGUGCUAAUGAAUUUUACAAUGGAACACUGGGACAAACUCUAGUUGAAGAUUUACGAAAACAAGGUGGGAUUUUAACGAUGGAAGAUUUACGUAAUUACUCGGCUAUAUGGCAAGAUCCACUGGAAACUGAAUUGUCUAAUGGAAUUAAAUUAUUUACAUCAAAUUUUCCAAGCAGCGGCGCACUGCUUGUAUUUAUUAUGAAUAUUUUUGAUGAAUUUAAAUUUACACCAAACAGUAUAAAUGAUGAUGAAAAUACUGUUGAAACAUAUCAUAGAAUGAUUGAGACUUUCAAAUUUGCCUUUGCUGCUAGAAGUAAAUUAGGCGAUCCUGAUUACAAUGAUCUGACAGAGGUAACAAAGAAUUUAACAUCAAAAGAUUAUGCACGAGCGAUAAAGGCCCGAAUAAAUGACUCAAGAACAUGGAAUGAUGCUGCACACUACGAAGGUGGUACUCAACUCCUUGAAGAUCAUGGUACUGCUCACUUAGUAGUUUUAUCACCAGCUGGAGAUGCUGUAUCAAUUACAAGUUCCAUUAACACUCCCUUCGGUAGUUUCCUAGUAGGAGAAAAAACAGGAAUUUUAUUCAACAACGGUAUGAAUGAUUUUUCAAUUCCGUCAGUUGUAAAUUUCUUCGGGCUUCCAGGAACAAGCGAAAAAAAUUCAAUACAACCUGGGAAAAGACCUUUAUCAUCAAUGGCACCAUCAAUUUUUGUAAACACAGAUGGAAAUGUAAAAAUGGUAAUUGCUGCGUCUGGUGGCACUAGAAUUAUUACUUCUUUAGCUUGCACAAUAGCACGAAUUUUAUGGAUGGGUAAUACAAUAAAAGAAGCCAUCGAUGCUUCGAGAAUUCAUCAUCAACUUUUACCAAUGACACUCAGUUACGAAUCUGGCAUAUCAAAAUCCGUGAUUAAGGGGUUAAAAGAUUUAGGACAUACAGUAUCUCAAGAUAGCUAUCAAGCUUACAGUUUUGUAGCUGCUAUUUUAAAAUCAAACAAUUAUAUCUACGCCAACUCAGAUUUUAGACGGAACGGCGACGCAUGUGGUAUUAAUUAACAUUAAGCACUAAAUUUUAUAAAUUUUUACAUAACUUUAUUUGUAUUAUUUUUAUUUUAAAUAAGAAAAAAAAAUCUAGUAUGAACUGUAAUUUUUAAAAAAUGUCUCAUAUUUAAUACUUCAACAUUUAAAUAGCAAUAUUACGAAAUUCAUGACCAUAUUAACAAAUAUCACUAUCAACUGUUGAUAUGCACAUAUAUGUAUAUGUAUUUAUAUACAUAUAUUUUUUACAAUGUGCCAUCUGGUAAAUUAAUUUGAUUAUAUUUAAUUAUUCAUUUAUUAUAAUUAAAUAAAAAAAAUUAAUCUUAAUCGAUUUUUUUUUUAAUCUUUAAAGUUUUUUUUUAUAAAAAUAUUAAAUUCAUUUUGUUUAAAAAAAAAACAACAGUAGUGACUAAUAAACUGCCUUGAAAUGAAAGCACAAGACAAACACACACACACACUUAUAUAUAUAUAUAUAUAUUUUUUUUU